UCCAUACGGGCUUUCAAACCUCUUCUCCCCCGAUUGCUCAGUUUGGCCAGACGGUCAGCUCUAGGAAGGGUUGUGGUUGUCCCAAACGUCUUCCAUUUAAGUAUUGUGAACGAAAAAAUCAAUUACUCAUACGUAGAUAGCUGGUCACCUUUCCUCAACAUGCUAAAUCUAGACUCUUGAUUCCUUUGCCUGAGUAGGGUGCCAUUUGCCAUUUGACAAUAGCAAGGCUAUUUUCUUAAGUGUGAAAGUAAACAAUGAAAUUGUAUAUUCUUUGUUGUCGAGAUUGUUGUUUUAUUAUUAUUCUAUUCAUUUCUUUUUCUUUUCACACAUUUUAGAUCGUUUGGAUGUGAAAAGACAUACAUGCUGUGGGGAUCUUCUCCUCUUGUCCCUGUGUUUGCUGUUCCGGAAUCUGUGGGGGCGGGACUUUUCUUCACUCCUUCCUGAUCUCGGGGGUUGGGGGGAACCAAUGGGGCAACCUCCUGGGGAGUAGGGGAGCUGUGAUGGUGACUCGUCCAUGUUCCGUGGGUGCUGGAGCGGUGCCGGCUGGCACCCGCCUGGGUCCCCAGCUCUGGCUGCUGGUGGGGGCGGUGGGGCCCCCCUGUCGCUCCUCAGGCCUGCUUCCUCCUCUACUCUCCGUUCCUUGCGGCCCGCUGUGGUCGCCUCCUCCUCUUCCCGUGGGGGAGCCGGGCGGUCCCCUGCGGGCUCUGGGAAACUUUGUUCUGUUCGACUGAUCAAGUCUCUUCUUCUUUUCCUGUCGGCUUGUCUCGUUCGGGUUCGCCACAGCGCGUCAUCCUUUUCCAUAAGAUACACCAAGUCCUCUCCUGCCUGCCUCUCUGAUCACCUUGGCUGCAGUGGUCCAGUCUUCUGGAAGCUCCUCCCAUCCACCGAGAGCCUGUCUUACCUCUUCCCGAAAAGCUGCACAACACUCAUCCUGUCUCAGCUUCCACCACAUGGUUCUCUUCUCUGCCUUUGUCUUCCUAAUUUUCCUCCCCACCACCAGAGUCAUCUUACACACCAGCAUCCUAUGCUGUUUAGCCACACUCUCCCCUACCACUACCUUACAGUUGGUAACCUCCUUCAGAUUACAUCGUCUGCACAAGAUGUAAUCCAUCUGUGUGCUUCUACCUCCGCUCUUGUAGGUCACCCUAUGUUCGUGCCUCUUCUGGAAAAAAGUGUUCACUACAGCCAUUUGCAUCCUUGUUGCAAAGUCUACCACCAUCUGUCCCUCCAAGUUCCUUUCCUGGAUCCCGUACUUACCCAUCACUUCUUCAUCACCCCUAUUACCUUCACCAACAUGUCCAUUACAAUCUGCACCAAUUACGACUCUCUCUCUGUUUGGGAUGCUCAGAACUACUUCAUCUAGCUCCUUCCAGAAUUUCUCUUUCACCUCUAGGUCACAUCCUACCUGUGGGGCAUAACCACUAAUCACAUUACACACAACACCCUCAAUUUCAAGUUUCAGCCUCAUCACUCGAUCUGAUACUCUUUUCACCUCCAAUACAUUCUUAGCCAACUCUUCUUUUAAAAUAACCCCGAUUCCAUUUCUCUUCCCAUCUACACCAUGGUAAAAUAAUUUAAACCCUGCCCCUAAACUUCUAGCCUUACUGCCUUUCCACCUGGUCUCCUGGACACACAAUAUAUCAACCUUUCUCCUAAUCAUCAUGUCAAUCAACUCCCGAGAUUUUCCGGUCAUAGUCCCAACAUUCAAAGUGCCCACAUUCAGUUCUAGGCUCUGUGCUUUCCUCUUCUCUUUCUGCCGAAGAACCCACUUUCCACCUCUUCUUCUUCUUUGACUUCGACCCACAGUAGCUGAAUUUCGCGCCGGUGGCGGACAUUGUUAACCCGGGCCACGACCGAUCCGGUAUGGAAUUCUUUGGAUGAACGCUCAUAUUUGUUUGGCAAAGUUUUAAACUGGAUGCCCUUCCUGACGGAACCCCUCUGCAUUUAUCCGGGCUUGGGACCGGCCUACAGUUUGCACUGACCUGUGCCCCCCAUAGGGCUGCAUUCGACUGAUCAUGUCUGAUUAUCAAUAAACCUCAAUUAUAAUACCACAGCAGAAGCUUAAAAACUCCACUGUGACACAGUAAAACUGUUCCGGCAUGAAAGGGAUACAGAUUUUCCCUUCUGGUUGACCUAAGAGCCAAACAGGACAAAAAAAAAAAAAAAAAAAAAAAAAAAAGGCUUGUGGAGGCCACUGUGCUCUUAGGAACCUUAAGUGCAGAAGAAUGUUUUUUUUUAUAACCUUGGCCAGAUCAGUGCCUUGCCACAAUUCUGUCUCUGAGCUCUUCAGGCAGUUCCUUUGACCUCAUGAUUCUCAUUUGGUCUGACAUGUGAGCUGUAAGACAGGUGUGUGGCUUUCCUAAUCAAGUCCAAUCAGAAUAAUCAAACGCAGCCGGACUCCAAUGAAGGUCUAGAACCAUCUCAAGGAUGAUGAGACGAAAUGGACAGCACCCUAGUUAAAUAUAUGAGUGUCACAGCGAACGGUCUAAAUACUUAUGGAUGUGUGAUAUUUCAGUUUUUCUUUAAUAAUUCUGCAAAAAUGUCAACGAUUCAGUUUUUUUUUUGUCAAUAUGGGGUGCUGUGUGUACAUUAAUGGGGGGGGGGGGGAAAUGAACUUAAAUGAUUUUAGAUUUUAUUUUGAUUGUACUUUGGAUUUUCACAUUUUGGACUGUUUUUAUUUACCAACUUUUGAAACUUUGAAUGUAACCAAAAUGUUCUCCUUGAUCGGAUGUUUUUGGAUUGUUUUAGUUUUCAUCUCAAAGGGCCAGCUUGGAACACUUCAUCUCAUUUGUAAGUGAGUAGAUGUUUCAAACCCUGUUCCUUUUUGUGAGUUUUAUUGUUUUCAUUUUUAUUAUUUGUUCCUUUUUGUGAAUUGUAUUUUUAUUUUUAUUGAUUGAAGCCUUGCACUUGCUAAAUUCUGUUAAUUAAAUUACCUUUUUCUGA
Molecule: messenger RNA, 2943 nt
Organism: Phyllopteryx taeniolatus (common seadragon)
Lineage: Eukaryota; Metazoa; Chordata; Actinopteri; Syngnathiformes; Syngnathidae
Exons: 3
Coding region: 515-1363 (282 amino acids)
Source: RefSeq, a predicted model, not a curated record